AAACAGCAAUGACCGUGACUGACACGUUUUGUUGAAGGAAAACGGAUCAAUUUCGGGUCAUCAGUGGCAAACGGAGUUCACGGCAUAAAUACUUCUUAUUUCGUUCUUCAGCUUCACACACAAGUAGGCCUACAACUAUGAUACAAGGUGAAACUGGUGCUUUGGCUAAUAUAUUACUUGGAGCAGGGUAUUGGUGUGUGGUGUGUGAAGAGACCACAAAGGAAAAGCAACUUUUAGCGCUUAUUUUUGACUUGCGUGCUACAGGAGACAGUGCAGCUAGCUAAACUAAUUUUGUUGUCGUUAUCUACAUGAGGGGAACUAUGCGCCUAAGUAUCUGAGGUUAACUAGUCUCUAGAUCAAUCAACAGAAAUAGAAACAACAGAAUAAAAAAUAACACUUAGGUGGCUGAAAUUGGUUACUUGCAUUGGUGUUGUAAAUUCCUAGGACUGUGGCUUUUUGCGAGCCACCUACCUUGCUGACCGGUAACCCAGCUGGCUAGUUUGCUAACCUCAGCAGCUCUAUAUGGAGCCUUAACAGGAAACGAUCAUCUUAACGUUGUAUUAAUCCAAACAAAGGUGCCUUGAGGCUAAUGCAAGGAAGCUAUCCUUACCAUAUUCUAAACCGUCAAGAUGCAAGCAUUUCGUCAUUGUUCGACUGCGGGCUUUUUACAUGCACGGACCGACUUCCUACUUCCCCAUUCCAGUAUGGCAGCGUUCAGGAGAAGCGUCAUGUCUGUUGCUUUAAGUGUUUUACUUGCAGAUGCACUUCCGGCGUUCUGAGCAGCAGUAACAUCACCACACGCAAGCGUCUGUCAGGACUUCCCACCGUGAUUCGGAAGAACUGGAUUACCCUGUGCACAGGCGGCGGGCUAUGCGCUGUCCCGUUCUCGCAGCAGCAGGCGGAGGGGCUCUCCCACGAGGCUCUGAUUCGCAGGGCUUCCUCCUUGGUGACGGACAGCGUUAACACUUUCCUCUCCCAGACCACCCUGGCCCUGGUGGACUCCCUCACACAGUAUGUCAAGGCUGCCCACACGCUCAUGGCCUUGCAGAAGCGCUAUGUAUCUGUCAUCAGUAAACUGAGCCCCGAAGAAGAAGAGGCCAUAUGGCAAGUGAUCAUUCGCCAGCGUGAGGAAGUGAGUGACAGACGACAGGAAUGCAGGCGUUUUGAGUCGAGCUGGAUGAAUGCCAUUAACCUCUCCGAGAUGGCAGCUGAGACAGCAUACAAUGCAGGGGCAGACCAGGCGUCCGUCACUGCACGGACCAACCUGCAGGUGGCGCAGGCACAUGUGGAGCAGGUACGGCAGCUAUCGCUGGAGGCGGAGAGGAAGCUGGCAGAGACCAAGGCAGAGGAGAUGGAGAGGAACACGCAGUUUGCCUCCAAGACUGUAGAUGAGGACAUUCCAGAGGCCUACCUACGGGAGGAUUAACCUCCUUCACCCUUUUGAAUACCUCACACACUAUUAACCCUCAGUAAUUGGCCCCUUUACUCUCAAUUCUGUCCUCAAACGCACCACUCAUAUACUCUGCCCCUACUGUAACACACACCAUGCCUGUUUCUCUCAGUUGCCCAAGGUUACCAGUGGCAACAUCUAGCAUAUCCUAUAGGUAGUUCACGUAACUGACUUUAGCAAAAUGCCAUAUAAAUGUUGACACUGCUUCCAGUGUUAGCAUUCUGAACUGAAGCAAUAAAGCUGGAACAAAACUGCAUUUAUGGGACAACAGGAAAAGAGACGGUUUAUUUCAGGAGGAUGUCAGUGAUUGAAGUGACUUUUUGACAUUACAAGUCCAAACUUGAAAUAUAUGCCAAUGUAAGUGUUUUGGUGUAAUCUUGUCAAGAAACAUAAGGGAGAAAAUUAUAAGUGCAAUUGUAUUUAUCACCAAUUCUGUUUUUUUCCCCUUUCUACACCAAAGGCUAAAACAGAUCAGAUACUUUAAUCUAUUGUAGCCUCAGAAUGUUGUGUGAAGACUAUCAUGAAGUGUGCUGUGGUGUGGAGGUGACACUUCUGAACUAUUUUUAGGUGUAUGUUUGAGAUUUGCUUGUAUGUAAAUUCUAAAUGUGAAUUAAAUAUUUGGAACAUA
Molecule: messenger RNA, 2078 nt
Organism: Megalops cyprinoides (Indo-Pacific tarpon)
Lineage: Eukaryota; Metazoa; Chordata; Actinopteri; Elopiformes; Megalopidae
Product: diablo homolog, mitochondrial-like
Exons: 6
Coding region: 590-1426 (278 amino acids)
Biological process (GO): neuron apoptotic process; intrinsic apoptotic signaling pathway in response to oxidative stress
Cellular component (GO): mitochondrion
Source: RefSeq, a predicted model, not a curated record